AUGGCUCGUAACUUGAUUUUCAUCACCAUUGCUUUGGUCGCCGUUGUUGUUGCUGGACCAGGAGAACGUGGAGGAGAGAAGGGAGAGCACAAAAGAGGUGGACCAGGAGGUCAUGGAGGACACAAUUUCGGACCAUCAUUCUUCGGAAAUGUCUCCGAGGAAGGAAAGAAGGAAAUUUUUGCCGUAUUCAAGAACGAGGCAUUAACUUUGGCCCAAGUUGAUUCCCAAAUUGCUGCUCUUGCUGAGAAGUAUGGAGUUGCUGCUGCCUACAAGGAGCACAAAGCCAAAGAAGAGGCAAGACAUGCUGAAAUCAAGAAGAAUACAACUUCCGUGAUCAGCAGCCUUUCUGCAGUUGCCUCGAAACUUUCCGCAAUCCAUGAGAAGAAGGAUCAGACUCGCAAGGCUCAACACGAAGCCAUUGCUGCUCUUCGUAAGGAAAAUGCAGUCGCCGUUGAUACCGUCGAAUUCAUUGCCAAGAGACUUGGAGGAUUCGGAGGAAGACGUCACGGAGGACCAGGAGGACCAGGAAGACACGGAAAGUUCGGAGGAAAGCAUGGAGGAUAUCAUAAGAAGGGACCACGUGGACAGGGAAAAGAUGAGAAGAAGACCAAGGAAGCUGCUCCAGCUGCUUCAGCUGCCAACUAA
Messenger RNA from Caenorhabditis briggsae, 645 nucleotides. The coding region runs from base 1 to 645 and encodes 214 amino acids. The transcript is spliced from 2 exons. NCBI's taxonomy places the organism in Eukaryota, Metazoa, Nematoda, Chromadorea, Rhabditida, Rhabditidae. The record is from RefSeq and is a predicted model, not a curated record.